Molecule: messenger RNA, 1735 nt
Organism: Paramacrobiotus metropolitanus
Lineage: Eukaryota; Metazoa; Tardigrada; Eutardigrada; Parachela; Macrobiotidae
Product: diphosphomevalonate decarboxylase-like
Exons: 10
Coding region: 173-1336 (387 amino acids)
Biological process (GO): isopentenyl diphosphate biosynthetic process, mevalonate pathway; isoprenoid biosynthetic process
Cellular component (GO): cytosol
Molecular function (GO): diphosphomevalonate decarboxylase activity; ATP binding
Source: RefSeq, a predicted model, not a curated record
AUUGCCAUCUGUACUUGUACUCGUAUCCAAACCGUAGUGUUAAAUUUGGAUUUUUGCGGCAGCUGAAUUUUGGUGGUGCAUUAAUACCACUGCAGUUUUAAAACAGUUUUGUUUGCACUAAUUGAUUGUAAUCAAAUUUCUUGGGUUCGAAGGAACCCUUUGAAAGAGCCAAAUGGGAACUCAAGACGGUAUUCAAAGCUGUCGCACAGUUGUAUGCGAAGCUCCAGUCAAUAUUGCGGUAAUAAAAUACUGGGGGAAGAAAAACGAAGAUUUGGUUAUUCCACUCAACGACUCCAUCAGUGUUACGCUGGACACAGAACACCUUCGAGCGCGAACCAUCGUGUCACUGGAUCCUACGUCAGAUGGAGUGCAGUUCUCACUGAACGGGAAAGAGGAAACUCCAUCUAAAAGAUUUAUGAAAGUCAUUGCGCUGUGUAAGAGCGAAGCACUGCGGCAAGGUAGUAUUCGCGAGAAUGACACGACGCUGGGACUUCGGAUCGUUAGCGAUAACAACUUCCCAACAGCGGCGGGAUUGGCCUCCUCGGCUGCCGGGAUAUCGUGCUUAGCAAGUGCUUUAAAAGCAGUGUAUGACAUCCAAGGAGACAUUUCAGGAAUAGUCAGGCAAGGAAGCGGAAGUGCUUGUCGAAGUGUUUAUGGGGGAUUUGUCCGAUGGCACACCGGACACGCCGGCGAUGGAUCGGAUUCGGUUGCACAACAAAUACGACCAGCGUCGCACUGGCCUGAACUUCGGGUCCUUAUUCUUGUGGUAAACGAUAAGAAGAAAGAUGUCUCUUCGACGUCGGGAAUGAAGGAAUCUGUAGAUACGAGUGAUCUGCUAAGAUACCGAGCCGAUUUUAUUGCAAAUGCUCGUUGCGAAGCCAUGACCGCUGCCAUUACAGAUAGGAAUUUCGAAAAGUUUGCUGAAUUGACCAUGCGGGACAGUAAUCAAUUCCAUGCAAUCUGCCUGGAUACGUAUCCACCCAUAAUGUACCUGGACGAUACAUCCAAAGCAGUUAUCAAUUUAAUCCAUGCAUACAACCGCAAAAGCGGGAGAAUACUGGCAGCCUACAGUUUCGACGCUGGUCCAAAUCCUUUUCUCUUUACUCUGUCGGAGAAUUUGCAAUCCUUAGUGGAGUUAUUAAGACUGCAGUUUCCAAGCGCGAAUUCCAGUUUUUUGCGUGGAUUAACCGAUUUUUUGUUGAAAUCGCCGGAAAACGUUGAGUAUGGCGAUAUUUUAAAUCCAGUGUCGGACUCGGUACAGUACAUCAUCGUGACUAAGGCUGGAGAAGGACCGAAAACGUCUGUCAACGAGGUUCCAAUGUCGCCCUUUUGCUGACGAACGCGAAGCAAUGACUGAAGAAUAAUUACCUAAAUCUUUUCUAAAGUUUUACUGUUAUUUACGUCCUACGAGUCGGAGUAACAGUUGUUUCGACUUUCCAUGAACGCCAAAGUUUUAUUAAUCUACAGUAAGCGAUUCGGUAAUUCCAGGCGCCGAAAAAUUUAGUUCUGAGUGCUCAGUAAAAAAUUGGUUAACAAUUACUAAUCAUACGAUGUUUCGCGCUCUGGAUGCAAAAGCCACCAUGCUACCAGGAAAUUUCGGCGAUGCUUCCUCGAAUUCCUCCACGGGAAUAGUUAAUAAAGUUCUCAGUGUUUCAAAAUUGGUGCUAGGAGAAGUAGCAAAAUCUUCCGCUAUGUUCUGGAUGUAUUCUGCAAAAACGAACCGAUAAAAACGAAA